AUGGAAUCGACUUUCGUUUUCGUCAUCAUCGCUGUACUGGCAACUCUUGGACAAGCCCAAUUUUCACCCACACUGACCGUGAAUAGCUGUACAGCCAGCACCCUCCAACUGACAUUAGACAAUGCAGCAGAUGGCGGGAUUAUCUACAUCCAGGGACAGACAUCCGCUUGUAAACAGACAACCAGUUCUGCUUCAACCGUCCAUGAAUUUGACUUCGCAUCGUGUGGUAUAGCGUGGGCGAGUUCUUUUAAGAUGAUUGUGCAGAAGAAUGCUUUGUAUCAGACCGGAGACGACAAACAGAUCCCGAUCAUGUGUAUCAUGGAUCUCACGGAUCUUACCGUAGCCAACAACGUGAACGCUCUAGACAAAGACGAUGAUGUCGGUCAGAAUCUGACUGUGAAGCCGACAGCUUCCAUGAAGUUGUACCGUUCCGGAAUAGACGUUGCCGGCAGCAGUGUUCAACUUACAGAUACACUUACAAUGAGUAUUGAACUAGACGCCGAGUUCCAGGCUGAUUUCGAUAUCGUUGCUAAAGAUUGUACAGCCUCCACCAUCUCCAUCGUAAAUUCGGCGUGCGCCGCCGAUACUGACCUGUUUCCAGAUUUUACCAAGCCUGCUCCGGGUUACCUUUCCAAUAGCUUUGGGGCCUUCAGAACGACUGAUCUCAACGGGGGAUCAGUUGCCAUGACAUUCUCGUGCACACUGACCGUGUGUCAGGGAUCUUGUGCAGCCACAACGUGUCCCAGUGGUAACGGAUAUGGUCGUAAAAAGAGAGGGAUCUCGAAGAGACAAGCCAAUCCAGCUCCCGCCAUUGACGACAUCAGUGUUGGUACCACCGUUACCAUAGCAGCAGAGGAAGUCAUUCUUCAGACACCCGACGAUGAUACAGACGUUUGUAUGAACCGAACUGGAUUCAUCGCUGGUCUUAUCCUUCUAAUCAUCGCUCUAAUCAUCGUCCUGGUGACUGCAGUCUUCAUGGGCAGGAAAUACCACGAGAAGAAAGACGCUCUACAGAAACUGAAUGGUGGCAUGACCUCUGUCGCUAUGGGAUGA
Molecule: messenger RNA, 1053 nt
Organism: Ylistrum balloti
Lineage: Eukaryota; Metazoa; Mollusca; Bivalvia; Pectinida; Pectinidae
Exons: 8
Coding region: 1-1053 (350 amino acids)
Source: RefSeq, a predicted model, not a curated record